GCUGCGUUUCGCCCUCUGCACCGAGUCGCGCUCACAGCGGCGCUCGCGAAGGAUCCAGGCUCCAGGCGCUGGCGCCGGGGCCGCGGAAGAGGCGACUUCGCUGCCUGCGGCGGGCGCGGCCGGGCGCCCGAGAGCGGCGUCCCGAGGACCCGGUACCCCGGGUGUGCAGAGGUCUCCUAGCAACCUUUCCAGGAAUUCCAACUACCCUGAAACUGAUGAGUUUGCUUUGGGAGUCCAAGAGCCGGUGAAACCAGAGGCCACCAUGGGUCAGAAGGUCACUGGGGGGAUCAAGACUGUGGAUAUGCGGGACCCCAUGUACCGGCCCCUGAAGCAGGAGCUCCAGGGCCUGGAUUACUGCAAGCCCACGCGGCUGGACCUGCUGCUCGACAUGCCGCCCGUGUCCUACGACAUCCAGCUGCUGCACUCCUGGAACAAUGACGACCGCUCACUCAACGUCUUCGUCAAGGAGGAUGACAAGCUGACCUUUCACCGGCACCCGGUGGCCCAGAGCACAGACGCCAUCAGGGGCAAAGUUGGGUACACAAGAGGGCUGCACGUGUGGCAGAUCACGUGGGCCAUGCGACAGCGGGGCACACACGCGGUGGUGGGGGUAGCCACGGCCGAUGCCCCGCUGCACUCUGUUGGGUACACCACCCUCGUGGGGAAUAACCACGAGUCCUGGGGCUGGGACUUGGGGCGCAACCGGCUCUACCAUGAUGGCAAGAACCAGCCCAGCAAAACGUACCCAGCCUUUCUGGAGCCGGACGAGACAUUCAUUGUCCCCGACUCCUUCCUUGUGGCCCUGGACAUGGAUGAUGGGACCCUGAGCUUCAUCGUGGAUGGACAGUACAUGGGGGUGGCUUUUCGGGGACUCAAGGGCAAAAAACUGUAUCCUGUAGUGAGUGCCGUCUGGGGCCACUGUGAGAUCCGCAUGCGCUACUUGAAUGGACUUGAUCCCGAGCCCCUGCCACUCAUGGAUCUCUGCCGGCGGUCCGUGCGCCUGGCCCUGGGCAAGGAGCGCCUGGGCGCCAUCCCCGCACUGCCCCUGCCCGCCGCACUCAAGGCUUACCUCCUGUACCAGUGAUGCGGCCUGGGCGCCACGUGGCCACCAGUGGUGCCCACUCACUGAGCCCUGGGCCACCGCACCUGUGCCCAGGCCCGCAGGCCCUGGCGAGUGCCGCUCACCCUCUCUGCUGUGGCUGCCUUUGCUGGGCUGGACUGCUGGACUGGACCUGACCGGACCGAUGCCACCUGGGCUCCAUUCCUCCCUUCCCGGGCUGCCCAUCCCAGCCCUUCCCUGGAACCAGACGCAGAGAAUAAACUCCUACGAAAGUCUCA
This is a messenger RNA of Octodon degus (degu), 1338 nucleotides long. RefSeq names its product splA/ryanodine receptor domain and SOCS box containing 1 (gene Spsb1). NCBI's taxonomy places the organism in Eukaryota, Metazoa, Chordata, Mammalia, Rodentia, Octodontidae. Gene Ontology annotation, molecular function: protein binding. The record is from RefSeq and is a predicted model, not a curated record. The transcript is spliced from 3 exons. Gene Ontology annotation, cellular component: SCF ubiquitin ligase complex. Gene Ontology annotation, biological process: proteasome-mediated ubiquitin-dependent protein catabolic process. Bases 263 to 1084 code for a protein of 273 amino acids.